AUGCGACGAAGGAUGGCGGAAAGCGAUAUAGAAACAGCAGGUUCCCGAAAGCGCAAACGUAAGGAAAAAAAGCGAAAGUGGAGGUGGACUUUGGGGGACGGAGAAGAUAGUGGUGCGCAAACAACUCCAACCACUGCCAUGGAAAGAACACCAAUCACAUCAAUAUGGAGGGGUGCGGAAACUACCAACACGGAUUCAAUAAUGACCGGAAAUAGAAAUGAAAACGGUAAUGGAAAUGGGAGUUCGGAAAAUGCUAUUUCGGGAAGCGAAAAUGAAGUUCCGUCGGAUGAAGCGAUCAAUAUUGAUCGGUAUCCGAGCUUUGGAAACGUUGGUGAGGCAAAGGAAGCAACAGAUGAUCGUGAUAGGCGAGGACAUUCGGUAGAUCUUUACAUUCUCUAA
Messenger RNA from Sclerotinia borealis F-4128, 399 nucleotides. NCBI's taxonomy places the organism in Eukaryota, Fungi, Ascomycota, Leotiomycetes, Helotiales, Sclerotiniaceae. The record is from the annotation of a GenBank genome assembly.